This is a messenger RNA of Miscanthus lutarioriparius, 954 nucleotides long. The record is from the annotation of a GenBank genome assembly. NCBI's taxonomy places the organism in Eukaryota, Viridiplantae, Streptophyta, Magnoliopsida, Poales, Poaceae.
AUGGCGACGGUCGCAGCCCGCCGCCUCCUCCAGCCGCGAUGGGUGGCCGGCGGGCGGUGCCGGCUGCUGGGCACGGCGGCGGAGGCUUCUCCCGGCGGGGACAGCGCGCGAGGAGGGGGAGGAUCCGACGACGCGAUCUACGUGAAGAAGCCGUCGGCCGCCACGGCCGUGACGACGCGGGACGAGACGUCGGUGGCGAUGCCGACGUCGUUCAUGACGGGGUCGGUUGUCGGGAAGCGCUUCUACCGCGACGCCACCGUGCGGCGCGCCGACGACGGCAACGGGUGGACCGUGAUGUUGGACUACCGCACGCUCAAGUCGCCGGCCAAGCGGCCCCUCAAGCUGCCCUCGCGCGCGCUCGCAAUGGCCAUCGCCGCCGAGUGGGAGUACCAGGAAUCAGAUGGAAUUCGACCUUUCACAAUGCCUCUCAUGAAGCUUGCUUGUACUGCAUUGGAGAGAGUUCCUUUGACACGUAGAAAAGUAAUUGAUAAUUUGAUGAAGAAAUUUCAUCAAGAUUUGGUAUUCUGUCGUUCACCUGCUGAUAGUGAACUGACCAUUGGAGUUCAUCAAAAGCAGAAGGAGAAAAUUGAUCCAAUUCUGGAGUGGGUAGAUACUGAAUUUGGGUUCAAGCCCGUUGUCUACACGACCUUCUUUGGGGGAAAGCAAGAUGAGGGCCUUGCUAAGGCUGUAGAAACUGUUCUUAAGAAAGCAACUGACUGUGAGUUGGCAUCUAUUGAUGCUAUGGCUGCUGCAGCCCAUUCCCUGGUGAUCCCUCUUGCAAUAUUUAGAGAAAGGUUGGGUAUUGAGGAGGCCAUUGAGUUGAUCAGGCUAGAAGAAGACCACCAGGUUGACCGAUGGGGCUUGGUGGAAGGAGGUCAUGACGUUGAUAUUGCCGAUCUUAAAGUGCAGAUGUCCUCGGCUGUUGUAUUUCUUGAGCUUACAUGGGGACUGUGA